Molecule: messenger RNA, 3546 nt
Organism: Scaptodrosophila lebanonensis
Lineage: Eukaryota; Metazoa; Arthropoda; Insecta; Diptera; Drosophilidae
Gene: simj
Product: transcriptional repressor p66-alpha
Exons: 9
Coding region: 668-3520 (950 amino acids)
Biological process (GO): negative regulation of transcription by RNA polymerase II
Cellular component (GO): NuRD complex
Source: RefSeq, a predicted model, not a curated record
AAUUAUUAAUUAUUUUGAAAUUAAUUUUCAACGCAUUAUUUAUUCGGCAACAAAAUAUCCAUCUAAAUGCCACAACCGUUCGUUAAAAGUGAAAUACAUAAAGAGCGAUAAAUUGCAAAUCAAUAAAUUAACGCGUACUCGUAACCCACGUCUCGCACUCGCAUCCCUCUUCUCUAAAAGAUAUUUAAUAAAGUAAACAAAUUAAGUGGAAGUUUAUUAUAAUUAGCAAGGAAAAUUACGUGCAAUAUUUUAAGCAAAACGCAUUUGUGUGCCUCCAUCUCCUCUGAAAGUGUAGGUGUAGUGGUGUUAAAAAGUAGUCGCCGCACACACAAUACAUGCAGAUAAAUAAGCAAGAAGCGUACAUAAGCGCAUAAGUGUGUGUAUGUGUGUGAGUGUGUAUGUGCAUGCGUGCAAGUGUAUGCGGUAUAUAUGUUCGUAUAUACAUAAGUAAAUAAGAAAGAAAAAUUAGCGCAAAGGCAAGCAAGCGCGCAGGCAAAUCAGCAACAACAAGAAAGUGAAAAUUAUUGUUGCUUUAAACAAAUAUUGUGCAUAUUGUGUCCAAGAGGUCGCACCGCAAGCAGAUUAACGGAUUUUCUUCUACUCUUAUUUCUUUUCUCUCUGCGCGGUAACAACAAAGAUUGCAAACACGACGACGCGACGCGCAAAAAUGGCCAAAAUGGAAGUCGACGAUGUCGUCGACUUGAGUUUGAGUUCGGGACGGGAUCCGGCGUUAACCAUAACGCCGGCUCUUAGUAAUCGCGAUUUGAGGGCGCUGACUGCAAACAAUACCGGUCUGACCAUAACGCCAGCUCCGGCGCCAGCCACAUCCUCAACCAACAACAACAGUAACAGCAACAACAAUAGCAGCAGCAACAAUAACAACAACAACAAUAGCAACAACACCAUCAACAACACAAAUAGCAAUAGUAGUAGCAGCAACAACAAUAACAAUAAUAAUAACAACAACAACAACAAUAGUAAUAGCAAUGCCAACACAACAUCCUCCAUAGGCAGUGGUGGAGUUGGCUCAGAAGCCACCGCGACAGCCACCAGCACGCAGGAUGAAAACAAAGUACAACGGCGUGUCCUUCGGCCACGCACUGAACCCAAAUCCUAUGCGGAGGCUCCAGACAUAGUCCUGCUGCCAGCGCGCACCAAUGGACGGCAACAGAAUGGCAACAUAGAUUCCGAAACGGACGACGAGGAAAUGCCGCCCUAUGUGCCCAUCAAGGAGCUCUCCCACUCCGAGCUCAAGGAGCGUGAGAAGAGUUUGCGCAAGCUGCGUCAGGACUUGCGCAACGAGGAGACAAAAUUGAUGCUGCUCAAGAAACUAAAGCAAUCGCAGCAGGUGAUGAAGGAGAAUCUAGUGGUUACCCCCACCAGCGUAUCGCCAAAUAAUCCCCUCGCAGCUAUACCAGCGGCCCUCACCUCCAAGGGCUCGCUGAGUGUGACGCCCACCUCAGCGGUUCCAUUGCCGGCGCACAGUAAAGGACGAAAUAGUGCAGGCAGCACAGCCGCCGUCAGUAUAAGCGCCACCAACAGUCGCACUGGCAACACCAGCUCUCCGGGCGUUACGGCGGCUGCGGUUGCGGCAGCCGCUGCUGCAUUGUCCAGCGUACAGCGAGGCAGUAAUAGCAGCCAGAAUAACUCCAUACUCCCGCCACCUCGUUCUUCGUUGCCGCCAGGCGCCACUCUGGCAGCCGGGACUACCAUAACGCCCACAACAUCCGCCUCGCAUAGAUCGAGCGCGUUACCGCCGCGCACCAAUUUGCCGAAUCUCACGAUCACACCAUCGGUGACCAUAACGCCAACAUCGGCACCGCCAUCGAGCUUGAAAGCACGCAAUCCUAAUAUUUCGGAUAAUUCGAAGGUACCUGGGACCAUAAGCAAUUCUGUUUCCAUUACGCCGGCGCCACCGCUCUCGCAAUCGCAUCAGAAUCAGCUCAAUGAACUAAAGAAUGAACGUUCGACGCCACGUGAGGAGGCUCAAACCCCGGCUCAACGUCAGGCGGCUGCCAAAAUGGCGUUGCGCAAGCAACUGGAAAAGACUUUGUUACAGAUACCGCCCCCGAAACCACCACCACCAGAGAUGCACUUCAUACCCAAUCCAAGCAACACGGAUUUCGUUUAUUUGCUAGGCCUGGAGACUGUUGUGGAUUAUUUGACUGUCAAUAAGAAGGCUAAUGCUGUGGCGGCUCCCUUCCGUUGUGCCCAAUGCAAAAUUGAUUUUACGCCCGUCUGGAAAUGGGAAAAGCAAAACAACAAGGAUCCCAAGGUUAUAUGCGAGCAGUGCGUCACCUCUAAUGUUAAGAAAGCGCUCAAGGCAGAGCAUACCAAUCGACUGAAACAGGCCUUUGUGAAGGCGUUGCAGCAGGAGCAGGAGAUCGAACAACGUCUGGCCAGCCAGAGCAGUCCCUCGCCCGUAGAGUCGCAUGCCUCAACUAAUGCGAGUGUGGCGCUAUCGGCCGCAGUAGCAUCAGCUUCCAACUCGUCGCAGCACCAGCAGGCAAUGGCUAGGGAACGGGAACGAGAACGCGAACUCUCAGCCGCUGCCCAGCAACUCCAGGCAACCCAUGCCUCGGCAGCAGCAGCUCUCGUGAACUUGCCACCUUCAGUUACCGUCAUACCGACCAAGUGUCAAACGCCCACGCCAGCUCCACGACCCACACCACCGCCACAAAGUCAACCGACACCACCGCCCUCGAGCACGCCCCGCUCCUCGCGUGCUGCUGCCACAGCAGCGGCAGCUGCCAUUGCCGCCCAGCAGGCAGGCAUUCUCAGUCCGGGACCAACGUCGCACCAUCACGAGCAAGCAACCUCGUCACGUUCGUCGCGUGCCGAACGAGAUCAUCACCAUCAUCACCAGCAACAACAACAGCAGCAGCAACAACAACAGCAACAACAGCAGCAGCAACAACAGCAGCGGGAGCGGGAACAGCAAAGAGAGCAACAACAGCAGGCGGCACAAAGCUACGACAAAUACUCGGCAGCUACUCUGGCGGCGGCGGCACAUCUCAGCGCGCUGGGCAACAUGGGUGGCCUGAAUAUGAACAAUCUGGCCAGUCUGGGCAACUUAAGUAAUUUGGGAAAUCUCAGUCAGCUUGGAAAUUUGGCGGCGCUCGGUGGUUUGGGAAACUUUGGUGGCGCCACAGCCGCUUCGAGUAAUUCAGCGGCUGCCUCGUCAGCAGCCACAGCAGCCGCCAUGCAGGCAUUCCAGCAGCAACUAUUCAGAGCUCUGGGCCAAGGUCUGGGUGGCAAUCCGCAGCAUAUGAUGCAGUUCGCACCACUCCUUUACUCCUAUCAAGUGGCUAUGGCACAGGCAGCUCAAGUGGCUGCUUUCAAUAACAACAACAAGAAGGGCAGCUCUUCGUCGAGCGCAUCGAAGAAUGCGAGCAAUGCGAAUAGUUUGGCGGACAUACAGAGGGCCGCGGAGCUGCAGCGUCAAUACUUGCUAGAGAUGAUUCCGCCACAGCAGCCGAGUGGCUCGGGUGGUAGCCGUCAGAACAAUUGGAAGGCCUAAAAGGGCACACCAACAAAUCAAAAUGG